AUGAUCGUGUUAAGACGGUUACAAAGUGUAAAUAUUUCAAGACAUUUACAAAAUAUAAGUGUGUUGAGACUUGAUAAAUUUCACACAAAUUAUAUUUUAAGAUCAGAAUUCAAAGAUGUUAUGAAGAUAGAGAUAAACGGUAAAGUUCUUCAGUUUCCCUAUGUGUGGUUGAGAGACAACUGUCAGUGUGAAAAAUGCUUCCAUUCUUCAGCGAAAAGCCGAAUAAUCGAUUGGAGCAAAUUCGACUUAAACGUUCAACCGAAAAAUGUAAAUCAGUCCGAUAAUUCAGUGCAAGUAAUUUGGAACGAUGGUCAUGUAUCAGAUUUUAAACUCAGUUGGCUUAACUACAGGAGUUUCGUGAAAGAAAGUCAAAAAAACUAUACUAAUACUCUUUAUAAACCAGCAAAAAUUACGUGGCAUGGUGAUGACUUUGAUAAAGUUUUUAGUAAACAUGAUUAUAACGAAAUUGUACACUCUGAUAACGCGCUUUAUGAUUGGUUGCACAAAUUCUCCAUCUAUGGUGUUGCAUUAAUACAGAACACUCCUGAUUCAGAGACCGCAGUAGACGGAAUUGUAGACAGAAUAGGCUUUACUAAAAAGACACAUUACGGUGAGAAGUUCGUCGUCCAGCAUGUAGCAAACACCAGUAAUGUUGCAUAUUUAUCAAACAAUUUGCAAAUGCACACAGAUCUUCCAUACUAUGAGUACUGUCCUGGUGUGAAUCUACUGCACUGUCUCGUGCAAACUGCCAGUAAGGGCGGUGAAAACCUUCUAUCAGACUGCCACUACACUGUUGCUUAUAUGAAGGAGAAAUAUCCAAAUGAAUACAAGCUUUUAACAGAAACAGAAGUUGAAUGGAGUGAUGUGGGCUGUGAAAAUGGUAAUGAAUUCUACAAACUGUACAGGUCACCUGUAAUCUGCCUAGAUAAACACAGUCAAGUUAUAAGAAUUAACUUUUCAAUACCUCAAAGAGGUUCCCAUUUUCCUGGACCCAUUGAAAGUGUUAAGCCAUGGUAUGUAGCUCAUAGCCUUUUCUAUGAACUGAAUGAAAAGUUUUCAGCCAGGUUUAAAACUAAAGCUGGAGAUAUUCUUGUGUUUGACAAUAUAAGAUUGUUACAUGGUAGAAAUAUGUACGAGGAUAAGAAUAACAAUGUUAGGAAGCUGAUUGGUGCAUAUUUGGACUGGGAUGAAAUAUAUUCCAGGUUAAGAUGCUUGAAAGUGAAACUGGAUCCAGAGGAUGGAAUAUAAACUCUCACAUUGUUUAUAAAAUUAUAAGUCAUUCUAUUUGGAAA
Molecule: messenger RNA, 1292 nt
Organism: Melitaea cinxia (Glanville fritillary)
Lineage: Eukaryota; Metazoa; Arthropoda; Insecta; Lepidoptera; Nymphalidae
Product: gamma-butyrobetaine dioxygenase-like
Exons: 1
Coding region: 1-1248 (415 amino acids)
Biological process (GO): carnitine biosynthetic process
Cellular component (GO): mitochondrion
Molecular function (GO): oxidoreductase activity
Source: RefSeq, a predicted model, not a curated record